AAUAAUAAUACUACUCCUAUUUAGCCACUGGAAAAGUUUACAACCUUGCACUGUAUAUCGUACAACCUUCCUAACAUAAAAUCCUAAAUCCUAAAAUUACGUUCCAAGCAUUCCACCCAUCAUCGUUGCUCUUCAGACUUGCGUAUGAAUCAAUUUCUUACACCCUUCACUUCGACCUCCUCACGUAAACCCUCAUUUAUACAAUCACAAUUUUAAUUUCCCGGAAAAAAAUCUGUUGUUGUUGUUGUCGUAGAAGAAUUAUUGGUGUUAUUUUAUUGUUUUGAUUAUUAUGUAUAGAUCUGGAGCAGUGAUGGCGUGGAAUGUUUUCAAAUUUUGUGCGGCCUUGAGAGGGCUGGGCUCGAUCAUGAUUUUAGUCGUCCUAGGAGUUGUCGGCGUCACCUAUUACGCCGUCGUUGUUUGUAAUUAUGCUCCCGCCCUCGUCGACGGUGACCUAGAUUCGCUCAUCGCCGUUGCCGUGUUGAUCUUGUUCCAUUCUUUGUUGGUGAUGCUGUUGUGGAGUUAUUUUUCGGUUGUUUUCACGGAUCCAGGCAGUGUGCCUCCAAAUUGGAGGCCUGAAUUGGAUGAAGAAAGAGGAGAUACUGACCCUUUGACGGAAUCAGAAUUUGGGACAGCAUCAUCCGACCCUGUCAACCUGAGAGUGAGAUAUUGUCGAAAGUGCAACCAGUUUAAACCACCUCGGUGCCAUCAUUGUUCUGUUUGUGGGAGGUGUGUCCUAAAAAUGGAUCAUCAUUGUGUAUGGGUUGUCAAUUGUGUUGGCGCAUUAAACUACAAGUAUUUCCUUCUUUUCCUGUUCUACACAUUUCUUGAGACCAGUCUUGCGACACUAGCAUUGCUACCUCAUUUUGUUGCAUUCUUCAGUGAUGGGGAGAUUGCUGGGACUCCAGGCAAUCUUGCUACCACCUUCCUUGCCUUUGUAUUGAACCUUGCAUUUGCUCUGAGCGUCUUGGGGUUUCUGAUCAUGCACAUAUCCCUGGUGGCAGCUAAUACCACGACAAUUGAGGCAUAUGAGAAGAAGACUACUCCAAAGUGGCGGUAUGAUCUGGGUCGAAAGAGAAACCUUGAACAGGUUUUUGGGUUGGACAGAAGGUACUGGUUCAUCCCAACUUAUUCAGAAGAAGAUGUACGAAGGAUGCCUGCCCUACAGGGUCUUGAAUAUCCGUUGAAACCUGACUUUGAUGCCCAAGAAUUCUGAACCUUGUUCGACAUUUUGUAAGAAAACGGGUUUCUUCCCUAGUUGAAGCUACAGUGGAGCACCAAAAGCACGAUUUUUUCACCCUUUAAUUUGCAUGGUUAUUGAUUUGGGACUGGUGCAGCCGCCUGGUGGCACAUGCUGAAUAACAACUCGAGGAUGAUUAACCUGGUUGGAGUGGAAGCCCUUGGACCGCACAGGCGAGGAUGCCUUGACGAUCUGAUUUGCUGACAUGUAUUGAUUAUCCAGCUGAGAACUCUGGGUACUGUUACAUACAGAAAAGAUCCCGUUGAGAUGGUGGCAUGUUUGAUGUUCUUGUAAGCUUUAAUUGUAGUUUCAAAAAGAUGUAGAUAUUCUCAGUAGCUAACACGUAAUGAUGGUGUAACCCUUGUGAUCACUUGUGUUGGUGCCUGUGAGAAAUCAAUUAGAGGAGAAAUGUUUUCUCGGAUUUGUACUCUUUUCAUGUAUUACGCCAAAUGUCAGGGCCUUCAAUAUAAUCCUAAUUAUCCCUUUAAUUUUAUGUUCUCAAUGAAA
Molecule: messenger RNA, 1744 nt
Organism: Coffea arabica (coffee)
Lineage: Eukaryota; Viridiplantae; Streptophyta; Magnoliopsida; Gentianales; Rubiaceae
Product: probable protein S-acyltransferase 14
Molecular function (GO): palmitoyltransferase activity
Source: RefSeq, a predicted model, not a curated record